CGUCACUUAAUUGACGCGAAACUUUCCAACCAAACUCGCUUCUAAUUAAGCCACAUAUUUUCUCUUUCUUUUGUACAAAAGAAAUACGCGAACUUUUAUUUCAAAUCCAAACUCAUUGCACUAGAUUGAUCCGAGUUUACAGUAAAGUAAUAUUUCUAAUCGUCAUUUCUUGUUAAAAUCAGAGAUCGAAUUUCUAUACCUUGAUUAAGGUAUCGGAAUAUAGAAUCACUUGUCCAACGACUUCUGAUUUUUACUCUUUGAUGUCGUAUUUGAAUUCUUUCAUACUUUCUUUCAUUGUUUUCAAUUUCUUAGUCCUUUGUCCUUCUUGUUUUUCUUUAUUUCCUUUCUUGAAAAUUUACUUUGUGGCCUAUAACAUUUGAGCAUGCUGAAUUGAUUAUGUGGCCUACAAUGAUGUAUUAUUUGAUUAGAUCCCACGAAGAAAAGCUUCAGUUCUCAAUUCAGAUCUGCAUCUGUGCUGUUCGAUGAAAGGUCAAACUGAAGUUGAAUCAAACUCACCAACUGCUACUCCUUAAGAGGGAAGAGUUAAACACAGUUCCACCCACCAUACUUGAAAAUCAAUGGCUGAAAUGAAGAAGAAAGCAGGGUUGAUCUUCUUUCCCGUACCUGGGAUUGGCCACUUAGCUUCAUCCCUCGAAUUAGCACAACUUUUGAUCAACCAUCAUGACGAUCUUUCAAUCACAAUCAUCUGCAUGAAGCUCCCUCAUGCUCCCUAUUCAGAUGCAUACAUCAGAUCAAUUACAGCUUCACAACCACAAAUCCAAGCCAUCGAUCUCCCUCACGUAGAACCCCCUCCACAGGAACUACUAAAGAGAUCAAUACCACACUACAUAUGGACCCUCUUGCAGAUCCUCAAGCCCCACUUCAAAGCCACAGUACAAAACAUUUUAUCAUCAUCUCAGUCAAAUCCCGUUAUUGGGUUGGUCCUAGAUGUUUUCUGUUCACCCAUGAUUGAUGUGGGAAACGACCUAGGCAUCCCUUCUUAUUUGUUCAUGCCCUCAAAUGUUGGGUUUUUGAGUCUCAUGCUUUCCCUUCAGAAACGUCAAGUUGGUGAUGUGUUCUGUGAUUCUGAUUCAAAAUGGUUGAUUCCGGGUUUUCCUGAUCCAUUUCCUUCUAGUGUUAUGCCUGAUGCUCUUUUUAACAAAGAGGGUGGAUAUGCUGCUUAUUAUAAUCUUGCUCUGAGGUUCCAGGAUUCCAAAGGGAUCAUUGUUAAUACUUUUUCAGAGUUGGAGCAGUAUGCUAUUGAUGCAUUAUGUGAUGGUCAAAUUCAAACACCUAUCUAUGCUGUUGGUCCAGUGAUUAAUCUCAAGGGUCAUCCUAACCCAAAUUUGGAUCAUGCACAACAUGACAAAAUAUUGAAAUGGCUAGAUGAGCAACCUGAUUCUUCAGUCGUUUUCCUUUGUUUUGGAAGUAGAGGAAGUUUUGAUCCACCUCAAACAAGAGAAAUAGCACAAGCACUUCAGAGUAGUGGAGUUAGGUUCUUGUGGAUUAUGCGUUCUCCACCAACCAGAACAGAAAAUGAGGAGAGAAUGUUACCAGAAGGGUUUUUAGAGUGGACAGAAGGUAGGGGAAUGCUAUGUGAUUGGGCACCUCAAGUGGAGGUUCUGGCCCACAAAGCCAUAGGGGGGUUUGUGUCUCAUUGUGGAUGGAACUCUAUUUUAGAAAGCUUGUGGUUUGGAGUACCAAUAUUGACAUGGCCUAUUUAUGCAGAACAGCAGCUGAAUGCUUUUAGGAUGGUGAGGGAAUUUAGAUUGGCAGUGGAGCUAAGACUGGACUAUAGAAGGGGUAGUGAUCUUGUAAUGGCGGAGGAGAUUGAGAAAGGACUGAAACAACUAAUGGAUAGAGAUACUAUGGUACACAAGAAGGUGAAAGAAAUGCAAGAGAUGGCUAGGAAAGUUGUCCUCAAUGGCAGUUGAUUGCCCAAGGAAGGUCAUAAGUCGGUGUCAAAAGCUUUCUUAUUAUCAAAGGAAUGGGGAAUGUCAUAGGCAUAGCUUUGAGAUUGUUUCUGGAUUCAACCUCAUGAUCAACCAUUACUUGAGGCAUAAAAUUACAGCAAAAAAGGAUUUUCCAUCUUCAAAAUGUUUGGAGAACGUAAGUUGGAAAUUGAAAUUGCUGCUGCAGGUGGUGUAUCAUAGAUGUUGGUCUGCAAUUUGAUGUUAUGACAGGAAACAAUUGAUGACUGUUGUUGAAUUUCAAAGAUGAGGUUUCCCACUUUCUUUGAGUCAAUGAUGUGCUGUAAGCAAUUGAUUGCACAAGGAAGGUGAUCAUUUUAACUAACCAAUUAUUCAUGUGCAAGGGUUGUAAUUGUAAUAAUACUAUUUGCUGGCAUUUGAACUAAGGAAAGAAAUUGAAUGAUCUCA
Molecule: messenger RNA, 2378 nt
Organism: Vigna unguiculata (cowpea)
Lineage: Eukaryota; Viridiplantae; Streptophyta; Magnoliopsida; Fabales; Fabaceae
Product: UDP-glycosyltransferase 71K1-like
Molecular function (GO): UDP-glucosyltransferase activity
Source: RefSeq, a predicted model, not a curated record